AUGUCGUACCAUCCCUCGCACGCUGGUGCGCAUCACACCAACUUGUUCGGCGCUGGCUUGCCCAUCAACUACACGCACAAUCACAAUGCCAUUGCUUCACCCAGCACCAACGCGUCACUCUUGGCAACCAAUCUCUCGUCCCACUCAUUUCCCAUGGCUCCCUCGCCAAACAAUGGUACGCCACAGCCGCAACAGCAUCAGCAGCAGCAACAGCAACAGCAACAGCAACAGCAGCAACAAGCGGCUGUGGUCGCCGCGCAACAACAACAACAACAGCAGCAGCAGCAGCAGCAGCAGCAACCUUCGAGUUCCUCAGCGCCACCAGGCGUGCCUGAUCACGAGGGCCUCAUCGCUCCGCCCUCCAUGCCCCUCGAGCUCGACUUUGACAACCUCGAAAAGGCUUCCAAUUACAUCCAUACCUAUGCUCUCUCCCAAGGCUUUGACAUUCGCAUCCAGUGGUCAGCCAACAAUCAGACUCGAAUUUGCUGGUCGUGCUAUCGCGGUGGCUUCCCUGAGACUCUCAAUGCGGAUGGGACCCCUAACACCAAAAAGCGACAGAUACCCAAGGAGAAGGAGAGACGCAAACGUGGCUCGCUCAAGAUCGGAUGCCCCUUCCGCGUCCAAUGCACAAAGAACUGGAAGACGGGCAAGAUGGAGCUGCGUAUCCUCGAGGGGCGACACAAGCACCAGAUGGAGACGGAUCGCGGCAACUUGCCAAGUCAAGUACGAAGAAUCAAGAGCGAACGCAAGGCUCACGACUCGCCGGGUACCCCGCAGACGGGCAACGCAGCUGCGAACGCUGUAGCUCAGGCAGCCAACUUGACGUCCACACCCACACCCGUGCCCUCCGGAAGUGGUAGCAGCUUGCAGACGGGAGCCAAAGGUAGAGCAAGCGCGGCGUCCAAGAAUGGGACCGCGAAUCGCAACGGGACCGCCAACGCCCAGCAGCGGAACCAAUCACAGCAGCAACAGCAAGCGCAACAGCAACAGCCAACAGACCAAACCUCUUCCGCAAAUGCGAACCUUCUUGUCAACGCUGCAGCACCCUCAGCGCAUCAGCAGCUCAGUCUGCUCGGAACACCAACCCCGUCCAACGGAGCCGGACCCUCCUUUGAUUUGGACCUGGACGACGUCUUGACCGCCUCGGCCUCUCCUGCGCCUCAGAUCGACUUCCAGCGCCAGAUGCUCCAGCUGCUCGGCCUCUACGACCGCUCCGACGCCGCCUCUCGGGCCAUCAUGGACCGAGAGCUCGUGGCCAUGUUUGAAGGUGCUCAGGCGCGUUUGGGUGACAAGACGGGACGCAAGAAGCGCAAAAUGGGUCCCAACGGCACUGUGCUUGAUCCUGCGUCCUCCGGAAUGGCCGCCUUUGGUACAGGAACCCCGGCGAUUCCGAGCCAGAGCAAUGGCUCGAUAGCAGCAUUAGCGAGGUCAGCGUGGAACGGCAGUGUCGCUUCGAGUGCAGCAGUCACGACCAACCCAGCUAUGACGCAGGUGAACGGUAGUGGUUCGCCGUUGAGAGCAGCAGCCGGUAGCAUCGGCACAAAUGUCCCACAGACGCCACUGGGCCAGCUGGCAAGUCAGCAGCAGCAGCCAAUCCCGCCAAGCUCAGGUAAAGGGUCGGCGAGGUGCAGCAACUGCAAGGAGUACGGGCACAAUCGGCGACGAUGUCCGCUGGGUUGA
Molecule: messenger RNA, 1680 nt
Organism: Kalmanozyma brasiliensis GHG001
Lineage: Eukaryota; Fungi; Basidiomycota; Ustilaginomycetes; Ustilaginales
Product: FAR1 DNA binding domain protein
Exons: 1
Coding region: 1-1680 (559 amino acids)
Molecular function (GO): zinc ion binding; nucleic acid binding
Source: RefSeq, a predicted model, not a curated record